UACACCUCCUUUACAAUAUCGUUUCUUAAGGUGUGAUGGCUCUCUAAAGAAUAUGCUUGGCUAAGACAGAAACUAGUGCGAUUAAUACCUUUUUCUACUGGAAUACAUAUGCAGUGUAUUAUGUGAAGAGAUCUUAAGGGCAACUGAAUUCUCCAUCUAUGUUCGGUUGAACAGGAAUAUUAACGGCCAGGAUGAUGAUGAAGCGGCUCUUCCGGCCCUUACACUGCCUGCGCGCAUUGGAUUUUACAGCCAGGUUAGGAACGCUUACGCCCGUUUUCCCGAUGACAUUCUCAAGCCAGAUCGAAAUUAAAAUUAUCAAUCCCGAGGGCAUUGUGCAUUUGCAAAACCCCUUUGCUCAGUUCGCUGCCUCUAAAUUUAAUCUCUCUCCCGCCAAAAUCGAUCAAAUGUGCAAAUUAUGCCCUACUUUGAAGAGGCUCAAAACCCUGGAAAAGGUGGAGCAAUUUGUUUGCAUGCUGGAAAAUAUCGGCUGCAAACCAAAUCAAAUUGCAAAAAUAAUGGUAUGCAAUCCAAACAAUAUAACGACUAGCGUAGAAAAUGUGUUACAACCCAAACUCCAACUAUUGAGAGAGUCGGGGAUUGAGGAGGCAGAUAUGGCAAAGGUUUUGACGUUGGCGUCUUCCGUGUUAACUAGAGGCCUCGAGCACGAGCUUAUUCCCAGGAUCAAGCUUCUUAAAAGUGCAUUUCAGUCUCACGAUUUAUUCAUCAAGGCCGUGUUAAGAUCCCCCAAAGUUCUUACAAUAAGGCAGGAGAUUUUGGCGAAAUCUCUUGCCUUUUGGGAGGGAUGUGGUAUUAGUGGGAUGAAUCUCGCCAAGUUUUUAUAUCUGAACCCAUACCAUCUGCUAAACUUUUCUUUGACGCCUGCUCAUGCUGAUCUUAUUCAUGCGAUCGGUGCCCCCAAGGGAAGCACAACGUAUAAAUAUGUUUUGUUGGUCGUGAUGACUCACCGCACUAAUACAUUAGAGCUUAGAAUGCGAAAUCUUCAAUUGUGUGGGUUCUCCACUGAGGAAAUUAUGGAAUUGUUUAGGGUUUCUCCCCACAUCUUUACUUACUCCACAGAAAAGGUCAGGCAGACAAUGCAGUUUCUAAUCAAUGACAUGGAACUCCCAGCAAAUUCUGUGUUAAGGCAUCCUUUGCUAUUAAAAAAGAACUUGGGAAGUGUCAUUAAGCCUAGGUUUCUAGUUUUGCAAGCGAUCAAAUCCAUUAAUGGGCUUGGGCCUUAUGAUCCCAAACGGCUUUGUACCAUUUUAAGGAUGCCAGAGGAAAGGUUUCUUUGCAAGAUUGUUAAAGGGAAUACUGAGCAUAUGGCACUUUAUGAAAAGGCCAUAGCUAAAUCUCAAUUGACGAAAAGGUCACAGGUGGCAGAAAGAUCUCAAUGAAGGCCUAUUAGUCUUGAGCAUUUGAUCUUUUGAUUUAGAGCGUAAGACUCAGGGCACUUUAACUUUCACACAGGUAUGGGUUGUUGCUAUUCCAAGAAUGGCUUGGAAUCAGACCAAAUUGAUAUGAAUCGUCCAUUGAUUUACAGUGAACUACAAUUGUGUUUGCAAUUCUUAAGAGAAAGAAGACUGUACCACACAGGUGGCAGUACAGCUGGAUUUGGUUCCUUGCAGGGACGAUAGGAGGAAAAGAUUGGUUUUACAGUACUGGAGUACAGGUAAAGGAGAAACAAGACUGGCUUCGCAGUGGUGGCUGCCAACUAAAGUUUCCUCUCUGAACCAAAAUGAACCCCUUUAAGUACGGUAUGCUGAAAUUUUUAACUUAGUCAGUUGCUUUCGAUAGCAGCCAUUCACUGUGUCGUAAUUGCUUAGUUUUCAAGCAUUAUUGGUUUCAAGCAAAGGAAACAUUUAAAAAUACUAUUUUGAACUUAACGUCGUUCAGGAUUAAGGAGUACUUAAUUUUACAAAAUGCAUAUAUAUCUUUUGGAAACAAUUUUUGUACGAGAAAGGCUAGCUUAGUCCGAGAGUUUUAUCUAUGGCUUCUAUCUAUAUGAAAUCGAUGUAUCAUAUCAUUGUAUAUUCCCUUUCCACGAUAUUGCUUAUUGCUUUUACAAUAAUAUGAUCCGCUAAAAAUAUUUUAUGUCCAUUUCAAGUCAGUGGUGAAGUAUUUUAGCCGAUAUAACACUUCACCUAUAGAUUCACAGUCUCUAGAGAAUUGAGAGACUCAAUUGACAAAAGGAGAUUGAAGCAAUUGCCCAUCUAAAAAGGGACGAGUUUGACUCAAUCAUCAAGAGAAUACUCGAUACAAUUGGCUGGCCUCUUGAGUUCUUCCCUCCCCCGACGGAAAUAUAGAAGUAUACAAGAAGUUUGCAAAUCUUUUACAAAGGGGCAUAUUGGAAUGCAGUUUUGUAGGGUAUGACAACGAUGUUAGGUUUAUUUAAAGUUUUUGUUAUUGUUUAAUUAGAGGGAGUCAAUCCAUUUACCUUUCGGAAUAACGAAGCUACAAUCCUUGACAAAUACGAGUGUAGUAAGGGUUUGAACUCUGUGGCUGGCGUGGGCCCCAUCAUAAAACCCACAUUGAUCCCCACAAAAAAUGAAAUAUGACAUUACAAUAACAUGCAUUAAUAUAUGAAAUAUAUUAUUAUUUUGAGUA
Messenger RNA from Cryptomeria japonica (Japanese cedar), 2607 nucleotides. RefSeq lists its product as uncharacterized. The transcript has a single exon. Gene Ontology annotation, biological process: regulation of DNA-templated transcription; chloroplast organization. Gene Ontology annotation, cellular component: chloroplast. Gene Ontology annotation, molecular function: double-stranded DNA binding. The coding region runs from base 192 to 1397 and encodes 401 amino acids. NCBI's taxonomy places the organism in Eukaryota, Viridiplantae, Streptophyta, Pinopsida, Cupressales, Cupressaceae. The record is from RefSeq and is a predicted model, not a curated record.